Messenger RNA from Hansenula anomala, 696 nucleotides. RefSeq lists its product as uncharacterized. The transcript has a single exon. Bases 252 to 407 code for a protein of 51 amino acids. The record is from RefSeq and is a predicted model, not a curated record. NCBI's taxonomy places the organism in Eukaryota, Fungi, Ascomycota, Saccharomycetes, Phaffomycetales, Wickerhamomycetaceae.
GGAGAAACAGCAGAACAAGAAGUACAUCAAGUUAUCAACAAAUUCCAGAGGAUCAACUAUUUCAAACAGAAGAAGUACACGAAAUGACUGAAUCAAACAAGAAGCUUGAAGAUAAAUCCUCAAAAGUUGAUUGGCUCUCGACGGUGAAUAUAGGCACUGAGCUACUAGAGAAUAAAGGAUCAGUUGCAAGAGAUCAUGUAUGUUUUAAUAUUUUUACGUUGACACAUAAAAAUACUAAUCAAUUAAUAUAGAUGGCAAAUGAAAGAACAUUCCUAUCGUGGAUAAGGACAUCAAUGGGGCUGGCUACGUGUGGUGUCGGUAUUACUCAACUGUUCAAGUUGAAUACAGAUAAUGGUAAUAGUGACGAGUUCCUAAGUAAAGUUGGAAGACCAAUAGGUGGUAAGUAAACUCAAUAAAAUCGCUGCAAAGUAGAAUGGACUCUAACAUAUAAUCAGCUUCUUUCAUACUAAUUGCCAUCAUUUGUGUCAUAAUGGGUCUUUUCAGAUUUUUCAAUACUCAAAGUUUAUUGAAACAGGAGAAAUAUCCAGCAGCUAGACUUUCUGUGAGUGUCCUGGUGUUUCUUGUUCUGGCAGUGAGUAUACUAGUGCUUGUGAUGUUUUGGAAAUAUACUAACCAAGAUCUAGCUUUGCAUAGUGACAUUAGUUACUGUGUUGUACGUAAAUUCAUCAAAUCAUU